Molecule: messenger RNA, 3290 nt
Organism: Hydractinia symbiolongicarpus
Lineage: Eukaryota; Metazoa; Cnidaria; Hydrozoa; Anthoathecata; Hydractiniidae
Product: protein aurora borealis-like
Exons: 4
Coding region: 96-2600 (834 amino acids)
Biological process (GO): regulation of mitotic spindle organization; activation of protein kinase activity; regulation of mitotic nuclear division
Cellular component (GO): nucleus; cytoplasm
Molecular function (GO): protein kinase binding
Source: RefSeq, a predicted model, not a curated record
AUUUUGUAAAACAUAACAUAAAAAAUCAAUAUCUAUGAAUACUUGUAAUACUUUUGUAAUGAAACUUGAUAGUGAUUAAUAACAUAGAGGCAAAGAUGGAAGAUAACUCAGCGGAUGAGUUUGAAGGAAACAACUUAGAAAUAACUCGGAAUCCCUUCGACAGUCAGCUGUAUGAUAAAGAAAACUUUCCAGUACUUGAUUCAUCAGUGUUUAUCAAUCCUUCUACACCGAAAAGAAAAUCUGCUGAAGAAUUCCGAUGGUCGAUUGAUCAAAUUGCUCUUUUAAAACCAGCUCAAAUGGAUUUGUUUCCAAAUCAAGAAUACAGUGUAACGUAUGAGAGGCAAGAAGAUGAAGAGAAACACCAGCAGCAGGUUGAUGAAUACUUCCGAAACGUACUGUUGCCUUCUCCCUGGUUGGACAAUCGAGCUGAUAUCUUGAAGCGCGUCACAUUCUCACCAAACCCUCCAACGACGAGAUAUAUCACCGAUCAAGCAGAAAACUCCUGCAAUACUUCGUACAUAUCUCAUGCAGCAUCAAGCGUGAGUCGAGAUCGCAUGAGCAUUUCAACAGCUGAGGAUACCAUGUUAGCUGAUGCAUGUUGUCAGACAGUUUUAACAUUUCCAGUCGACUUCAAUCUCGAGACUUUAAUCAGUAAAAACUUUUACUCAUACACUGAGGAAUCAGAUGAGGCGAAAGAGUUAAUGAUUUCAUCUCUGCGCCGUAAACUUUUUGUUCACGAACCAAAAACGCCAGUUAAGCUGGAAGACAAACCCAGCCCACGUUUGACACCGGGUUAUACAACAUCAAGUCCCACGGGCGAAACCUCCACCAAUAAGCGUAACUCGCCCGUUUCUUUCUCUACAGAUAACUGCCUCAGUCCGUCGAUAUCUCCAGUUAAAGAGAUGUCAACAGGAAGUACACUGUCCGUGUUUAGUUCUUCCGACGACACCAGUCCAAAACAAGCUUCCAAUGUUGGUACGCCACACAAACUACGUGACGACACUUCCUUUUCGUCUGUCGAUGUUUCGCCUAUCCGUUCAUCCAAAGCAAAGGAUGCCAGCACCUACUCAUAUUUACCAGACGUCAGCUUUGAUUUGAAUGAGACGGACGAAAACAUUCGAGAAUCAAGUCGUGAUGUUAGGUUUAAUUCUCCAGAUAUUUCUCCAAUAAAAUAUGAAAGUGCUCCAUCGCAACCGACUUCAAGCAAUGCGGGUUUUGAUUUUUUGGAGCCUAGUGAGAGCGGUCAACAAAGUAUCAAAGAAUCGACAGCUCGAAACAUACUUGCUUUUACUGGAUGUGAUAUCUCUUCUAUUAAUGAGCACAGUUCCAAAGACAAGGACGAGCAUAACUCAGAGGAUACUGGUCCACUUGAUAUAACUGAGCUGGCGUCACUAGAAGAAUUAACUUCAAACAAAAAUGGCAACAUGCGUAAUUGUGAGAAGGAUGGGGAAUAUGUGAAGGCUUCAGCUGAAAAAGAAGACCGCGCUGAGCAUGCGUCAAGUGAUGCGACAUCUUUAAAAGUCAAGGGAGAAAAAAACCCGUAUAUCAGUCCUACAUAUGGACUUAUUAAUACAAAUAGUGGUAACACAACUCCCUUAAAAGGCAUUCUGAAACAUCGAGACGCGGUCACACCGACACGAACUAAUUUAAAGAGCUUCAUCUGCGAAGAAAGCACGCGUUUUAAUACGGCUUGUAACAGCGGCAAACGGAGAGCUUUACCUAAGCCUGUGUUGACAGAAAGUAUGAAGUCAUCCACGAAUCCCAAAGUUUUACCUAAGCCGAUUUUACCGCAGAAAGUGGCCCUGUCAGAAAGUAGCAUCAGUCCGGAGCUCGAAAUGUGGUGGAAAGACAGUCCAUCGAAAGACACAAACUUAGGCGAUGAUCUUGUUUGUUUACGAGCGAAUGCAGCACUUAGACGUGCAACAAAGUUUACUAACUCGUUUGAACGAGAGUUUUCCGAUAAAGAAAACAUUCGUCCUCGACGGUUUUUUCGAGAUCUUCCCUUAAACAGUACCGAAGUUGUAGGGAGUAUUUCCGGUCUGUCUGGUAGCACCUCGGAAAUGACCGGUAACACUGUGGAAAUGACCGGUAGUACCGUAGACAGAUGUUCUGUUGAUGACACUUCGGCGAGAGAUUCUCUUAAUGUAGUUGUGGAGGAAGGACGAGUGGACAGUGGUGUAUCCAGCAUGGAGUGGAGUAGCGGCAACACAAAAAUCACGCGGCACCACACAACUCCACGUGUCCGAUCAAUAUCACCAAUUUUGCGAUUGGAUCAAUUGUCUCUUAGCAACAAGAAAAAUUGGUCCGGUAAAAAGAUACAGCGGUCAAACUUCUUGAACCGGUCUUCUAGUCAGUUAAGUAGACUCAUGUUAUAUCGGAGCUAUACGUGGCCGCACCAACAAAGAGCGCGAUCAACGUUGUCGUCAUCUAACAUAGCUGCAUCGCGUUCACGAGUUGCACCCAAAUACCGCUUUAGAAGGACUCCGCUGUCCUAUAAAGUUCAACAAAAGCACAUAGUUGAAUGUGAAACACUUCAGCUGAGUGACUAUAAGUCCAUGAACUCAGCAUAUAAAGAUCUUUUACUUUCGCCUUUGAAGUAAUAUAGGCCAAUAAAUGUUUCAAGACAAAACGUCUGGAACAUUGUUCGUUUUUUUCAAUAAGCAAUUGUUUUGUCAACAUAAAAAUCGGUAUGUAUAUAUUGUACACAAGAAAAUUAAUUUUAAAAUAUUUUUAAGUCAUAAAUGUAAAAUAAUUCAACAAUUUUUUCUGUAGUUCCUAAUUUUAUUUUUAAUGGUAAAACUGCACAUUGUAUAUAUUUCUUUGAAGAUUUUCAAAACCAUAUAAUAGCUAAAUGCUUUGCGUACAACAAAAGCAAUUGAGCUGGGAUUUAUAUAUUCUUUACACUCCACCUUUCAGAGCGAACCUUCUUGGAUCACAUCUCAUUUGCAACUCUUUUCCAUGCCUCUCAUAUAUUCUACAUCUCGAAAAUAUUUGAAUAUGUAGUCUUACCAACAUCUCAGAAUUUUCCCUAGGUUAAUUCAGGGUGGGAGCGGGUGGUGGGGAUAUAGUUUACUUCUUACUACUUGAAUAAUGUAUUCCAUAGAGUAUUAUGUGCAUUGCUACAUCACUUUCUUCACAAUACAAAUGUGAUAGAGACCUUUGUCGUGAUUUUAGAGGGAGUGAAGAAGGGUGUCUCAAGGGGACGUUUUCAGGGUUUUAUACCCAGGCGUUUAUAGAAGAUGGCGCUAAGUGUAUAGCAUGGGCGUUUACUUGGGCGUCAAAAGUAUUUA